This is a messenger RNA of Penicillium brasilianum, 1125 nucleotides long. Lineage: Eukaryota; Fungi; Ascomycota; Eurotiomycetes; Eurotiales; Aspergillaceae. The record is from the annotation of a GenBank genome assembly.
AUGCCCCCAAAGAGAAAAUCCACCGAUGCGACGGCCGAUGUCGCAUCCAAAAAGACCAAAGCCAGCACUGACAAUGCCUCCGAGGCUGCCCAAGUUCCUCGCAGCAAGCGCUGGUCAAAGGGGAUUUCUGGCUCUGCAAACGCUGACACGGAAUUUCGCACCAUAAUCGCGCGCAAUCCCGACUCUCUUUGGAAGUUUGUCUGUCAGUGCCGACCAAUUGUCGGAUCGGGUGACGACGACGUGGAUGAAGAUGAGGACGACGAAGAUGAAGGUGAGGGCGAUGGUGAGCCCAAGAAAACAGAUGGUCUUUCUCCAUGCGACUUCGGAAAGACCUGUCUUUGCCAAAAGCUAGUCGAAGAACACCCUGACCACCCAUACUCCUUCUCCCGUGGAGGCAUUCAGAAGUUCACCACGACUUCCAUCCUCUGCGAUCUACGCAACCCGGACACGUUCGAAAUGUACAUCUACAACGACUUUUACGGUUACGGGUUGAUGGAAGUGCUGGGCAACUUGCUUCUCGAUUUCGAGGAAGCCAAGGAUGACUGGAAACAGCAGUGGUAUAUCUGCGAGGUCAUGACGCUGUUCUUCUUUCGUUACGAUCCCGCCGAAUUAUUCAUGGUCGACGACGGUGAAGGCUUGGAAAUCUUGCUUCAUGCCGUUGGAACCAUGUUCCUUACGAUGAUGGCAACCCUCGAGCGCCUUGACCUCCUGAAACCGGACUCCGAGAUCAAGAAUAUUGGAAUGAUCAUGGGCCUAGCUAUUCGCCUGAAGGCAUAUGCUGUAGACCUGGAGAGCUUCGAGGAUCUGCCCAAAUAUCUGAAUGCGUACGCCGCAAAGCACAAGAUUGUCCUUCACGAUGUGCCGAAGGAUAGUGGUUCAGAGGAACCAGUUCCUGCGACCGGUAAGGGCUCGCUGCCCGAGCCUACGGCUAAGAAGAACGACCCGUGGGGUUUCGCACUGGAGCUUAAGAAGCUCAAGAAAGAACAACCAUUGGGGGGAGACAAAUUCGAUAUCACCACCAUGUCUGGACCCGAACGCAAAAGUGCCCAUUUUGACGGCAAAGAUCCGUUGACCAAGCAGGCGAUCAAAGCACUCAAGGAAGGACUCGUCAUGCAGUUGGCUUAA